AAUGUUGGCGGACGUCGAUGUUUUCCUAACAAACUACACAAUAGUUGAUCCCGAAAUCUAUGGAUUAUGGAUAGAAGGAUACACGUCCACCGAGGCCGUUUGCUAUCUGAAGCAAAAAGGAUUUGGCCAUUUAAUGGGUGUCCACAUCGAUUUGAUAACAUCUGAUGUCUUGGAUCAUUACCGUACAUAUUCGUUGAUAGAACGUCUGCUGCAUAGUCCCAUUAAAUUGGUCGAACAAUCAUGUUUUCAAUUGCAGCCCGAGACACGCGAUCUAAUCAUUGAAAAGUAUUACUCCAUUGAUGAUGCCGUGGCCAGAGAAAUAUUGGGUAAAAAAUUAUCAUCACGCUAUCGCAAGGAUUUGGAUGAGGUUGCCGAAAAGACGGGUGUUAAAUUGAAAUCUGUUAGGCGUCAAUUUGAUAAUGUCAAGCGUAUCUUUAAGGCCGUAGAGGAAUUACCCGGCAACAUAACAAAUAAUAUUAAGCAAUUAUUUUCCAUAUCAGAGGAGUUGGCGAAAAAAUAUGCCUCCAUUGUCUUCUUGGCCUGUUUACGUUUUGAAACGUCCAAGAAAAAAUUGCAAUAUUUAAGUUUUAGUGAUUUGUUUGCAUGCUCUCAAGCGGUUAUGAUCUAUUGGACCUAUACGUAUCAGCACACCGGACCCGAAUAUUAUGAUACGGAAAUGGAUAAGGAAUUCCUACUAGACCUAAGGGAACUCCGAUGUUUACUGGACAAGGAAAAGGAAAUAAAACAUUUGGUAUGCUUGCGUUUGAAACCCAUACUCUUGGAGCGGGCUUUUCAUGAAUUGGAUAAUAAUUUUCGAUCAUAUUGGCGCUCCCUAAUCAGCAUUGCCUGCAAUCUACAUCGCACACGAGAAUUGCGUGACCUAUAUGUCGAUUUGUGUGAAAAAUUAGUAGAACCAUGGCGUCAAAAUGCCUGGGCCCGGGAACACGUGAAUAAAUUUUUGGCUGCCAUAACGCAAAGUGUUUUGGAUUUGGAAAUAUCAAGAGAUCAAGAGACUCGCUGCCUAUGGGAUCGUUAUAUGCAAGUUAUCAGUAUAUGUUUGGACAAAAUGUAUCAUGUCUAAGUAAUAUGUUUUUUAAUU
Molecule: messenger RNA, 1099 nt
Organism: Musca vetustissima
Lineage: Eukaryota; Metazoa; Arthropoda; Insecta; Diptera; Muscidae
Gene: Fibp
Product: acidic fibroblast growth factor intracellular-binding protein
Exons: 8
Coding region: 2-1081 (359 amino acids)
Cellular component (GO): nucleus
Source: RefSeq, a predicted model, not a curated record